Molecule: messenger RNA, 669 nt
Organism: Mustela lutreola (European mink)
Lineage: Eukaryota; Metazoa; Chordata; Mammalia; Carnivora; Mustelidae
Gene: RPL26L1
Product: ribosomal protein L26 like 1
Biological process (GO): ribosomal large subunit biogenesis; cytoplasmic translation
Cellular component (GO): cytosolic large ribosomal subunit
Molecular function (GO): RNA binding; structural constituent of ribosome
Source: RefSeq, a predicted model, not a curated record
AUGAAGUUCAACCCCUUCGUUACCUUGGACCGCAGCAAAAACCGCAAACGCCACUUCAAUGCGCCCUCCGUGCGCAGGAAGAUCAUGUCUUCCCCCUCCAAGGAGCUGAGGCAGAAGUACAACGUUCGCUCCAUGCCCAUCCGCAAGGACGACGACGUCCAGAUGGUUCGAGGACACUACAAAGGUCAGCAAAUUGGCAAGGUAGUCCAGGUGCACAGAAAGAAGUAUGUCAUCUACAUCGAGCAGGUGCAGCAUGAGAAAGCUAAUGGUACAACUGUCCAUGUGGGCAUUCACCCGAGCAAGGUGGUUAUCACCAGGCUAAAGCUGGACAAAGAUUGGAAAAAAAUUCUCAAACGAAAAUCUCGACAGGUCGGAAAAGAGAAAGGCAAAUAUAAGGAAGAACUUCUUGAGAAAAUGCAGGAGUGAACAUAACCUGUUGUGCAAGCAUGGUUUACCUGUAGACCUUUAGCCUGGUGUGUGUUCCUUUGAAACUUUUCAAGAUGUCUGCCAAACAUUUCCUCUUCUUCAUGUUUUGCUGUUGAUAAUGUAGCUUUGUAAAUCUGCUUUUGCUGUUUUGAUUAAUAAUUUUUAUGAAUAACAGUUGAAAAGGUUUCCUGAUUCCAAGGGGAAUUUGCAUUGUUUUAUAGAUAAAAUUCAUCUAACUAUAAA